UGUUGACAAAGGGAAUCUUGGGGUGCCGCAGUUACCUGGGCAAGGGUGUUCAUUUCACAGCUUCCGAACAAAUACCUAUAAACUGAGUUUUAUGGAGAGCCCAUCCGGAAUAAAGAUCAUCCUUGUCACCCACCCGAGGACUGGAGAUCUUAGGGAAUCCCUGAAGUACAUUUAUAACUUGUAUGUUGAAUAUGUUGUCAAGAAUCCACUGUAUUCCCCAGGAACUCCAAUUAGGUGAUCAAAAGAUUUCAUUAGCAGCUGUGUAACAUGACAAGUACUACAAGCACUCCUGUCCAUCUUUCAUACAUGCUUAAGA
Messenger RNA from Olea europaea var. sylvestris, 316 nucleotides. Its product is annotated as trafficking protein particle complex subunit 1. Gene Ontology annotation, biological process: endoplasmic reticulum to Golgi vesicle-mediated transport. The transcript has 3 exons. NCBI's taxonomy places the organism in Eukaryota, Viridiplantae, Streptophyta, Magnoliopsida, Lamiales, Oleaceae. The annotation marks the transcript as partial. Gene Ontology annotation, cellular component: TRAPP complex. The record is from RefSeq and is a predicted model, not a curated record.